Molecule: messenger RNA, 2124 nt
Organism: Linum trigynum
Lineage: Eukaryota; Viridiplantae; Streptophyta; Magnoliopsida; Malpighiales; Linaceae
Source: the annotation of a GenBank genome assembly
GUCAAUGGCUGUUGCUGAAGCGGCGGCGACGAAUCCUGCUUUACGGCUCUGGCGAAGAUUCCACCAUUACAGCCCUCUUCUCCUCAAUUUUAGGCUUGACAUUGUUGUUGGCAGCGUCAAGAUGGAGAUUCUUGUGGAUAGCGAUGGAGAUUCCACCAUUACAAACCUUCUCCUCAAUUCCAAAUCCUGGUCACAAGAAUUUCAAUCAAAUCAAAAGGAGAAAAAAGAAGGGGCUUACUCUGAACUUGAAGCUUUCCUUGAAGAGACAUAAACUAAGAGGAUAUCAAGGAGAGGGAGGAUUGGAGUUGUGGUUGGGCUUCGAGCUAGCCGCAGUGAGCUUCGCCGUGGUGGCCUUGGGAGUAUUCUGCGUGGUUAUGCAAUGGAGGGCAUGGCUGUCUUCUGAUGUUGCGGUUGUGGUACUAGUACCGAGAUUGGAGGAAGAAGAUGUACGACAAUGCAAGACUGGGCUGGAGAAGGAGCGAGACUUGAGACGGGGAGUGGUGGUCGCCGAAGGACGGUGGUUGGAGUUGUGGGAUGGCAGGUAGGUAUGUUAGUGGUGGUGACGGGCUUGGGUUUGGUAAUGGGUUGGGUUGGGUUAAUGGGUUGGGUUGGAUGUAUGACAUGGCUGGUUUAGUGAUGUGGCGGGUCGGGUUUGACCAUUUCCGGGUCAUAAUGACGCUGACUAGGCACUCCCGUUAGCCACGUCAGCACAUAACGGUCAACAUUAACAGAGUUGGACGGAAACUAACGGAGAGUGACUAAACAUGACCUGUUUUAGUAAUUAGAGUGACCAAAUUUGAUAUUAACUUUUUUUAGUGACUAAACAUGGGACAAUUUAGUAAUCACAGUGACCAAAUGUGUCAUUAACCCAUUUUGCUCCAUUUAAAAGUUAAAAGUAGGGGUGUCAAUUGGGGGUCGGGUUUUGGUUUUAAUCUAGGGCUAUAAAUUCUGGUUAGGAUUUUCGGUUUUAACCGAACUCGAACUAGUAAGAUGUAUUUCAGGUUUUCAGUUUCGGUUUUGUUUCGAGUCCGGAAUUUUAGUUUUCAGGUUUAGUUUUUGGGUUUUGGGUUUAGCUAAAAAUUGGAAGCCAUAUCAACUCUUCAUAUUCCAUAGCUUGUUUUGGUUUUUGGGUUUUGAUUUGCCUUACCCGAAAUCGUUAAGACACUUUUCAGGGUCGGUUACCCGAAAUCGAAAAAUCUCUUAUUUGUUUCAGGUUCGGUUUUCAAAAAAUUACGAUUUUGUGUUUUCGGUCCGGUUACCCGACCUGAAUCGACACCCCUGCUUAAAAGUACAUACGUGAUUGAUUAGUUAAAUUUUGAAUAAUUUAUAAAAUGACUUAAAAUAUUUUACUAAUAAAAUUUCUAAAAUACCAAACAAUGUAUUGAAAAAAUGCCAAACAUCAUAUAUCUUCCUAAUGUAUUUAGGCACUUCAAUUCAAUUGUCUUGGUAAUGAAAGUCUUAUCUAUACAAAAGAUUCUUGAAAGAAUAACGUUACAAUUUCUUCUCAUGAUACAUGCAUAAUCAAUAUGUUGGCAAAUCAUAACCGGUUAGUAAAAAGAUUACUGCUACUCUUUAAAAAAAAUUCAAACUUUAGGUCCAAAUUGUAGUCAAAUAGAACAGUCCCACCAAUCUAUUAGUGGGUAAACUGUCCCGCCAAUUACGUUUGCAAAAUUCGACCUCGAUUCAUUAAAAGGUUGUCAUUCGAGGAAUCAAAACCCUCACAAACUACGUUUCAAGAGAAAUGGUAACCAAACAAAGUCCCCAAUGCAAAGAAGUCUCAUAAUCAACCAACAUAUUGAUACCGGUAAUUCCAAAUUUGAUGGCAUCGACUAUAUAUAGCCGCAUCCCCGCUAACUGAAACCUCCAUUUUUUACUCUCCAAAAUUGCUCAUAAAUCUACCAAUCGUGAUUGAAAAAAAAUGACAUAUAGAGUGUAGCUUACGAAUUCGUGAAGUGGGACAACACGAGAAGCUGGAAGACCGACAGUACAAAAUGUUUAUUUAUUAAGAGCGAUAUUUAAUCACAUUAAUACAAACAUUACAAAUUAAAUAUUCUAUGGAAAUCUUAUUCAAUAUUCUAACAUAUUUAGCAAAAUGUUUCAAGAUACUAAACAGAUUUAUUUAGC